Molecule: messenger RNA, 2319 nt
Organism: Brienomyrus brachyistius
Lineage: Eukaryota; Metazoa; Chordata; Actinopteri; Osteoglossiformes; Mormyridae
Gene: saraf
Product: store-operated calcium entry-associated regulatory factor
Exons: 6
Coding region: 159-1184 (341 amino acids)
Biological process (GO): regulation of store-operated calcium entry
Cellular component (GO): endoplasmic reticulum membrane
Source: RefSeq, a predicted model, not a curated record
UGGGGAGGGCAACCGGAAGAGUGACGUGGAAUAUGGUGAAAGCAGAAGCAACACAAGUGGACUUUAUUGCAUGAUCAAAACAUUUUUUCCACGUUACUGGUUGUUAGGUAGCACACUGAUCAGUACGUUUGGUAGCUGUUAUUGUAUCGAAGAUAGUCAUGGCGGCUCUUGUAUUUGCAGUGUUCCUGCAGUUUCUCUUCUUUCGGCAAAUAGACAGCUGGAAUGACGGAGGCAGCGUUCUCCUCCGGGACGUGCAGGCGCUCACUCUGUACAGUGGCCGCUACACCACUGCCCGCCGCACAAGCCCCGUCCUUCAGCUGCAGUGCGUUGGCGGCUCGGCCGGCUGCGGCGCCUUCAUUCCGGAGGUGGUUCAAUGCCAGAACAAAGGCUGGGAUGGCGUCGACGUUCAGUGGGAGUGCAGGACUGACAUGGACAAUGCAUACCGCUUUGGAAAGAUAGAGGUGAGCUGUGAGGGGUUCAACCACCCCGAUGAUCCCUACAUCCUGAAGGGCUCCUGCGGGUUGGAGUACACCCUGGAGCUGACGGGGCAUGGCCGGCAGGGGGGCCACGGCUCCCGGGGCUCUGGGGCCUUUGGUAGCUUUGGCGGCUUCGCCUCCAACUUCUUCAGGGACGCCUACGACGGCCAACGGCAGCAGCAGGGAGGAGGCAGCUUUCCUCAGAGCUCCUCCGGGGGCGACGUGGGUGGUCUGGUCGUGGUGGGCCUAUUUCUCCUCCUGGCUUACGGCGUGUACAAGAUGUUCCUGUGUGGUCCCACGCACAACCAGGACCGCUUCCCUGAUGAUGCUGGAUACCCGAGAGGAGCCUCCCACAUGGGCCCCCCCCCUGCCGGAUUUAAACCUGACUACUCAGGUUCCUCUUCACAGUGUGGCGGUCCUGCUGGCUCUCCGGGAUCUGGGAAUCAGUACGGCUUUAGGGAGGAAUUCACCAGACCUGGAAGUACCGGACACGGCUCCAAUUCUGGUACCGGGUUUUGGUCUGGACUGGGAGCCGGAGGAAUUCUGGGCUACCUUUUCGGGAAUCAGAACCGGCACCAGCCAGGCAUGCAUACUGGGAACUCGUGGAACUCGGGGAACUCGGGAAACUCCUGGAACUCUCCCAAAGUGCAGCCAGGGAGUACUGGAACCCGCACAGCGUCAGGCUUUGGAAACACCAAAAGAAGAUAGAUGGAUGGAUGGUGAUCCAGCGAGGGGAUCCCCAUGGCAACCAGGCCUGCUUCACUUUGAUCUUCCCCAUUUGUCCAUUGUAGUACAGAUAGCGAUCUGUUCGAUAUCACCUGGGAAAUUAAUGUGGCAUAGGUUUGUGUUUUCAGAAAAAAAGCACUGGACAGUAGUUGUGUAAGGUAGACCGAUUAGCUUAUCUUUAGUUUGUGUGUCUUUGUAAUGCCUGUUUGAGGAUAGCCGAGUCUGCAGUAAUUGCUGUAGUUAAACAGGUUUCCUUUUGUGUUGAAAGUCUGUGUCUGUGAUCUUGAACUUCAUACUGUUAAGCUGAUUAUGCAUUUUGUUGUGAGCUGCGUGGGAUAACAAACUAUGAAAUCUUUUUCAUCCAUAUGUGCUGCCCAUUUAAAUUCAAUAAUUCAGAAUGUUUUUGGAAUGUUUGUACAGUUGUAUAUUUUAUAAUUAACUGGAGUGGAUGUUUGGUUGCAUUCAUCUCUACAGCUGGUUUUAUUUUUUCUUUGAAAUGAAAUAAUUUCUUUAAAAUAAAUUAAAUUUGUAUUUAUCUUUUCCUGAACUCUCUUUGUGUAAAAGAUGACUUUAAGACAGGGGUAGGGAACCUGAUCCAUGGAGAGCCGGUGCAGGUUUUUGGGAUGACCUCUCAGUCAGCCAAUAAUAAAGCAGCGAUUCUCAACUCCAGUCCUUGGAAUCCACUGUUAUUGGCUGAUUGAGAGGCCAUCCCAAAAACCCGCACCGGCUCUCCAUGGAUCAGGUUCCCUACCCCUGCUUUAAGGCCUAGUCAUGUUUGAAUGUUAUUUGUUAUGUAUAUAUUUGGCCCAGCAAAUGCUAACCUGAUACUGUUUCAUGAAAAAGCUUCCAGACUGUCUAUGACACGGUACUUUGUAAAUGGUUGGAAGAUGGAUGGAUGGAUCCUUUAGUAAAUUACACAGAUGUGUAGGUUGGUCUUUUAGGCCUGGAACCCAUCAAGGAAGCACAGGGUGUCAGGCUGGGGACCAUCAUGUGCACACAAGGGGCAGAUUAGUGACACCACUUGAACGUUAUUGUCAUUCGAGUAGAUUUUUAGUCUGUACGGUUCAAGCAAUACUGUCACACCUUUUGUGCUGAAAGAUAAGUUUCAAUAAACUUA